This is a messenger RNA of Trichoderma asperellum CBS 433.97, 684 nucleotides long. The record is from RefSeq and is a predicted model, not a curated record. Lineage: Eukaryota; Fungi; Ascomycota; Sordariomycetes; Hypocreales; Hypocreaceae.
AUGUCCUCCGAAUUUGACAAAUACUUUCAAGAAUUCCUUUCUGAUGGCCUAGAUACUUUCGAUUUCGACGCUUACUUCAACACUGGCGAUGGUUUGAGCGGCAGUGGCUUUGACUCAACCACUUUGACCGACGUGCCCUCGAAACACGCCCUGGAGGGCGACCAGUCCAAAGGCAUAUCUCUGGCUGAAGGGCAACCGGCGACGCUGACCAAUCCUGGCCAAUCGGAGCCGUUUGGUAGAACGUCCGACCUCACUCGUCACGUGAGAAGUGUUCAUGAAGCGGCGUGUGGUCAUAUUUGCCCAUAUGAGUCCUGCCCAGCACACACGGAUGGCUUUAAGAGACAGGACAAACUGCGGAAACACCUGAGAGAAUAUCACCCCCGCGUACAAUGCCAACAGGCUCACUGCUGUGCUAUUAUCUCUGGCGCUGAGCAGCAGUCGCAUAUCGAGGAAGCUCACGGCCCGUACGAGUGUGCUAUUGAUCAACUGAAACAUUUACAAGUCCAUCACAAGAUGAGCUGGGAUGCGUGUGCUUGUGUAAUCGUUAGAUUGUGGAGGUCUGGCUCUACAACAGUCCGAUCUGAGCACUUAUCCAACAGCAACAGGAAGGCUGAGUGGGAGAAAUGCUCCGUCUGCGUUCCACAGCAGAUGACUGAGGUGAUGGAACCCAUUGGUGAUGCCUAG